Cajanus cajan (pigeon pea) is the source of this 2076-nucleotide messenger RNA. RefSeq names its product transcription factor bHLH112. Gene Ontology annotation, molecular function: protein dimerization activity; RNA polymerase II cis-regulatory region sequence-specific DNA binding; DNA-binding transcription factor activity, RNA polymerase II-specific. NCBI's taxonomy places the organism in Eukaryota, Viridiplantae, Streptophyta, Magnoliopsida, Fabales, Fabaceae. The record is from RefSeq and is a predicted model, not a curated record. Gene Ontology annotation, cellular component: nucleus. Gene Ontology annotation, biological process: regulation of transcription by RNA polymerase II.
UUGUAAUGUCAACCGCGUUCCCGUAAUGACCCUAGCUAGCCGUACCCUUCCAACCGUUCCAUAUAUAAAAUGUCUCAACCCCCUAAUCUUUCUUAUAUCCCAACAUAAGCUUUAAAGUGUGUGACUGUGUUAUACAAAGCUCAAAGACACAAAAUCAAAUAACAAAAUUCAGAAGGACACACAGAUUCUGCAGAUAAAGCAUAUAUAUUGCAACAAAUCUUGCCAUGGCUGAGGAGUUUCAAGCUGCUAUUUGUGGUGAAAGUUGGUGGAAUAUUAAUCCAACAAGAAGUGUGUUCCCUUUGAUGUCAUCAACUUGUUCUGUGGCAGCAGCUGAUGCAGGAAACUACAGCACUUGGCAAACUGAUUUCGUGGAUUUCAAGGGAACAACAAGGUCUUGUGCUGAGGAGACUAAUUAUAACUUGGUUUCUUCUGAUGCUUCUAUGAGUUUUCUCGAUGCUGAGAAGCCACAGCAGAGUGAUGACUCAGCGAGUGGAACUGGUAGCAUCUUGAUCGAUUCCACCUUGCAAAUGAUGGGUUUUGGCAUGUCGUCUUCGACUUCAUCGAAUUGGAAUCAAUCUCUAUUAGGGAGCGCUUUUCAUUCCGUGCUUCAAGAAGAAACAGGCAUGGCUGGUGGUUCUGGUUCUUCCAAUAACUCACAAAUCCAAAAGGAUUGGAGUCCAAAGAAUUUCUCAUCUGGUGGUGGUGGUAGUCAAGUUUCUACCGUUAAUGCUUUCAAGCCAAUGAACCAAGAUUUUUCCUUGGAUCAGCAAGGUCUGAAUUCUGUUGUUACCAGCACCGGAUCAUUAUCUGGUGAUUUCCCUAUUGUUUCAGCUUCCUAUGGUUACCCUUCAACGUUGAUACAAAGCUUAUAUGAGCCUGAGCCUGAGCCUCAACCACAACCACAGAACUCACUUUUCACCAACCCCUCCAUGUCCUAUUCAUCUACCGUAAACUACGGAACAUGUUCCAAUGAACUUUCACCAACAUGGUCCAAUGUUUCUUCCCUUCUCAAACCCUCAAUGCCAAAGCAGCAACUUAGUGGAUUGCACUUUUCCAAUAAUACUACUUUCUGGAGUGCUUCAGCCGAAGCACUUAAUGACAUAAGAGCAGGUGUUUUUGCUUCAUCACAGGCACAAUAUCAAACGCCAAAAUUUGAGGAGAAACCCAACUGCCCCAAUACUCUGUUAAAUAAGCUCAAGAGAGAAGAAUCUCCAGACACAGCAUCAGCAGCGAAGAAAAAUUCUUCGGAGCCAGCAUUCAAGAGGCAAAGAAUUGAGACUCCAUCCCCAUUACCAACUUUUAAGGUUAGGAAAGAAAAGCUAGGAGACCGCAUCACUGCUCUUCAGCAAUUGGUUUCACCUUUCGGAAAGACGGACACUGCAUCCGUUCUUCACGAAGCCAUCGAUUACAUCAAGUUCCUUCAUGACCAAGUCAGUGUAUUGAGCAAUCCAUACAUGAAAAAUGGAGCUCCCAUCCAACACCAGCAGGAUUGUGAUAAUCUGAAGGAGUCAGAAGGACCAAAACAAGAUUUGAGAAGCCGAGGGCUGUGUUUGGUGCCGAUUUCAAGCACGUUUCCGGUGGCUAAUGAGACCAAUGUUGAUUUCUGGACUCCUACAUACGGAGGCGCACUCAUUGGCAGGUAGAGACAAGUGGAGAAGUGGUGACCAUAAUAAAUAUAUAUAUUUAUAUAUAUGUGUAACUAAAAGGUGGAAGAAGAAGAAGAAGAAGAUACGAAUGGUAAAGAGAAAAUGAAAGGUGAAGAUAACAAACGAGAGAAAAAAAUUAAAAAAGAAAGUAUAAAAAAGAAAGCGAGCUAGUCUUGAAAGAUCGAUGGACAGGUAAAGCGGAAUGAAUGAUGUACGCUAGUCAAUGAUUAUAGUGACUUGUGGAUGAUAAUAAUAGAUUAGCUAUAGUCCUAAGUUUUAGUGUUUUUAAUUAUUAACGUCGAUGAGUGGCAGGAACAAGUGCUAAAUUCAGAGGCAUUUGACGUAUUAGAUUAUAGAGUUUUUGUUGUUGUUGUUAGGGUCGGUAUUAUAUGCCUGAAUUUAGCAGAUGGGGCAACCUAGCUAAAACGCC